AUGGCAUUGGAGCCAUCUGCAUUGCCAAGUCACCAGCUGGUUCAUGAUGAUAUUGGCACUAAGUUUGAGGCGCAGCAGAUUCUUGCCCCGGACCCAUCCUGCUUCUUCAUUACAAAAGCUUCUUUAUAUCCAACAAUUCGCCACGUGUCGAUAACCUGGGAUGAAUUGGUAUCUAUGAAUAUGAAUGUGAACCGUGAGUGUGUCAAUCUUUCGAGGUUCUACCUGGAUCACGAAGAGGACUAUAUAAAUAGAGUGUCUCCAGACUAUCCCCAGCGUGUCCAGGGCUUAUCAGAUGAAGACAUUAGACUUAUUUUCAACAAUCUCCUCCGUUGUGCUAAUGCACUCAAGAUGUGUGAGACCGCGAUUUAUCUGGCAAUCGACAUUGUGCACCGCAUCUUGACCCAAAUUAACAUAGGAACAACGAGCCCCUACCUUCUUGCGACGGCUCUGUUCGUGGCCCAAAAAGUAGAGCCAAGCCAGUGGGGGAUCUUACCGGGAUCUAGACUUUUAUCGAAACUAUUUGGGGAGAACAAUACCCAUUUCACCAGCACCGAUCUAUACGGAAAUGAGAUUGUCCUACUACACUAUCUUAAUUUCCAUGUCGAGACAAUUACUCCUUAUCACUACGUGAAGUUCUUCAGCAAUGCCGCAGGAUUCACGAUGCAACAGAAGUCUCUCUUGCAUUACCUCACUCAGAUGUGCGCCAUGACUCCAGAAAGUUAUAGGUAUAAGCCUUCGGCCUUGACGGCAGCAGGCGUUUUACUUGUCAAUGAGGCGUUUGGGUUGCCUUGCUGGACUGAAAGGCUGUCUUUUUUUACCACUUACAGUCCAGAGAUGCUGGCGUCUGAGCGUGCUUUCCUCUUGUCUACCUGGAUACAUGUCACGAAGCUAGCUCAGGGUAGCCAUCCACCGGCGGUUUUCGUCAAGUUUUCCAGUCAUCACUUUGGCAACGUAUCCUCCUUAUUAUCUCCAACCGUAUGA
Molecule: messenger RNA, 981 nt
Organism: Giardia duodenalis
Lineage: Eukaryota; Fornicata; Diplomonadida; Hexamitidae
Product: Cyclin A
Exons: 1
Coding region: 1-981 (326 amino acids)
Biological process (GO): regulation of cyclin-dependent protein serine/threonine kinase activity; mitotic cell cycle phase transition
Cellular component (GO): nucleus; cytoplasm; centrosome
Molecular function (GO): cyclin-dependent protein serine/threonine kinase regulator activity
Source: RefSeq, a predicted model, not a curated record